Molecule: messenger RNA, 706 nt
Organism: Mangifera indica (mango)
Lineage: Eukaryota; Viridiplantae; Streptophyta; Magnoliopsida; Sapindales; Anacardiaceae
Product: monothiol glutaredoxin-S9-like
Exons: 1
Coding region: 218-514 (98 amino acids)
Cellular component (GO): nucleus; cytoplasm
Source: RefSeq, a predicted model, not a curated record
CAUUAGAACUAAGUUCAAAUAACCUUGAGCUUUAAAUCCUUUCUCCUUUCUUUCUCCUACUUUCAUCCUUCCACUACCAAGACCAAAUUCAGCUGAAUUUGGUCUCAUGGUAUAUAGGUUUUAAUUGCAACCUAAAGUAACCUGCCUGUGUUACUUUUUUUUUUAUCUUUUAAGAGAAAAAUUUGCACUAAGCAAUUAAGAAGACAUUCUUACCAUCAUGGACAAGAUAACAAGGUUGGUAUCGGAAAAGGGAGUAGUAAUAUUCAGCAAGAGUUCAUGUUGCCUGUGUUAUGCAGUCAUCAUUUUAUUUCAGGAACUUGGAGUGAACCCAGUAGUUUGUGAGAUCGACCAGGAUCCUGAAGGCAGGGAAAUGGAGAAAGCUCUGACAAGAUUGGGGUGUAACGCACCCGUACCAGCCGUGUUCAUUGCUGGGAAGCUGGUUGGAUCCACCAAUGAAGUCAUGUCUCUUCACCUAAGUGGCAGUUUGAUUCCACUUCUCAAGCCUUAUCAGUAGGCUUUGUCUUAAAUCAUAUACUUGAAUAUCACAUUGAAGAAUAAAUUUGGCAGCAAUUGGUAGUUUAGUGUGCUCUGUGUUGUGUAGUCUAUGUAGCUUGUUAUGUCUCAAGUACUUAAUAUAUAGAUUUGGAAUAGCUAUAGCAUGUAAUUGUAUUGUGUUGCCUUUCUUAAUGAAGUUCAGCUUUAUGUA